Messenger RNA from Aspergillus mulundensis, 1557 nucleotides. RefSeq lists its product as uncharacterized. Lineage: Eukaryota; Fungi; Ascomycota; Eurotiomycetes; Eurotiales; Aspergillaceae. Bases 1 to 1557 code for a protein of 518 amino acids. Gene Ontology annotation, molecular function: protein binding. The record is from RefSeq and is a predicted model, not a curated record. The transcript has 2 exons.
AUGUCGAAGGCAUCAACCUGCACCACAGACCCAUUGAACAUUCUCAACUAUGACUGCGCGUGUCUAGUCCUCGAAAACCUCGACCUCCAGUCCCUUGGGAACGCCGAGGAAGUCAAUGAAGUCUGGAAGGAGACGAUCCAAUCCUGGAUGACGGGAUCGGGCCUUUUGCAACAUUUUCCAGAUGAGUGGAAGAAAGUAACCACCAUGCAGCGGGAUAACAACGAAACGGCCGAGCUCCCGAGAUACAACCGUGCCCUGAAGGUCUUCAAGAACUCCGCAAUCGACCAGCUAACGACAGAGGCAUGGAAAAGCGGACACGCCAACAGCCUGGUUCUGCGCAAUGCCGACGUCACGCACCGCAUGUGUCCACGUUGGGUUGGCUACCUCGGCGGCCUCUCAGGAGCAGGGGAAUUUCUCGCCUGGUGCGAGACCGGGCGCGUCCUGUACAAGCACGUUGACUCGGUACACCCAGCGCACGAACUAAACGUAGGAGUUAGCUCGGACCAGGUCGCACACAUGGAGCUGCAUGCGGGCGGGUAUCUGCUUGUCGUCGUGCUGGACGCUGAUCGUUCUAGUAACCAUCAGCACACGGAGCGUCUAUUCGACCUGAAGACCGGCAAGGCGCUGUGGUCCCGCGACUUACCCCCCGACUUAUGCGCCGACUUAACCGGGGACGGCGAGGAGGUCGACUUCAAACCGCUCGCGAUGGGCUGGGACAGGAUCUACUAUUUCGCACGCGAGCGGGCUAAGCUCCUCGUGCGUGAUUUCAGAACCGGUAGGCUGCUGCACACGCUGCACAUCGGCUUAUUCGCGCAGGGCUUCUGGGCGUGGGAGAAGAGCCGUGUGUGGCGCCUACGCGACCGCGACGUCCUCGUCAUGUUCCAGCACGCCCCGGGCAGCCGGUACACCAAUAUCGGCGCAGUCCACCUGAUCGAUACGGUCUCCGGCGAGACCCUGCAGCGGAUCCCCGUCGACAGCAGUGAGGAGUGCACGCUUGUGACCUCAACCCGGCGUGACGAGGUGGCCUUCGCGCUAGUCUGGGAGCUCAUGGGGUACACGGACCGGGACUCGUUCGCAGUGAGGACGCAGACGUUCGACUAUGACCGCGGCACUGGCAAGUUCGUGGAACGGGGUGUGCAGGAUAUUGAUCUUACCCAUCUUAAAGGACUCCCCGUAGGUUGGUUCUAUGCAGGGGUCAUGCAGUAUGAUCCGUUCCGGGGGUUCAUGGUUGCGGCCGACAUGGAGGGUCAGUGGACUCGGGUUAUUUCCUUGCCUGGGGCCCAGGACCAAUCCUCUUCCCGGGGACAGGUUGAGCCAGCAGUUUCGUCGAUAGUUAUGGGCCGGCGGCGGGCGAAGGCUGCGACGGUUAACGUGCCGGGGUUGGUGCGUAGUGCCAUAAUAGGGUGUGGAGGGAAGCGGCUGUACUUCCUUCGUCAACCGCGUGGUGUCUUCCAUGACAGCGUGCAGGUGAACAUUUUUGAGUUUGGACCAAAGGAUGAGUGGAGGUUGCAAGCGGGUCAGGGCGAUUCGUUGCAUGGCCCCAGCAGUCUUGCGUGA